CUUUCUCUCUCAUUUGCACCAGUCUCCGCCGUCCAUUAUCCAGCUUCUGUUUUGUAGAACAACUUUUGUCUCUUCAUAUCUCAUCCAGCGCAUACUCCUCGAUCUCCUCUGCUUUUACUAUUUUUAUUUUCUGUUGUGAAGGUUUUUUCAAUUGUUCCUGGUAAUGUUUGCAUCGUAUUUUAUCUGGUCAACUCGUUCCUGUCUUCUGGAAAUUAGGGCUUCUAUCUGAGGUCCGGGUUAAUUGACUUAUUUGCGCUCAAUGGAUGUCGCUGGAGAAUUUGGUUUGGCCUUCUGAAUAAAUAUUUCAUCCUCAUUCCUGGGGACGCUAUAAAUUUGGCCCGCUUUGGUUUUCUCCUCUUUGGAUUUACGUCAUACACAAUUUUACGAUCAAUUGGAUCACCAGAUUGGGAAAUUUUAUUAGAUUCGGGUUGAUUAUCGAAGAAAGCGAAUAACUUGAUUUGUCGGGCCCUUUUAACUGUUGCUGCCUGGCGGCGUACUGAAGCCUGAAGGUCUUUGUUCAUAAUGGAUCAUGUGAUUGCUGGCAAGUUUAAACUAGGAAGGAAAAUUGGGAGUGGAUCUUUUGGAGAGCUGUAUUUAGGUGUUAACGUCCAAACUGGAGAGGAGGUGGCUGUUAAGCUGGAACCUGUGAAGAGCAGGCAUCCACAGCUUCAUUAUGAAUCAAAAUUAUACAUGCUUCUUCAAGGAGGAACGGGGAUUCCUCACCUCAAGUGGUUUGGAGUUGAGGGAGACUACAAUGUUAUGGUUAUUGACCUUCUUGGCCCAAGCUUAGAAGAUCUGUUCAACUAUUGCAACCGGAAGUUCAGCUUAAAGACAGUGUUAAUGCUUGCUGAUCAAUUAAUUAACAGAGUUGAAUAUAUGCAUUCAAGAGGAUUUCUUCACCGUGACAUAAAGCCUGAUAAUUUUUUAAUGGGUCUAGGGCGCAAAGCAAACCAGGUUUACAUCAUUGAUUAUGGUCUUGGAAAGAAGUUCAGGGAUCUUCAGACUCAUAAGCACAUACCAUACAGAGAAAACAAGAACCUUACUGGCACAGCUCGCUACGCAAGUGUCAACACUCAUCUUGGAAUUGAACAAAGCAGAAGAGAUGAUUUGGAAUCUCUUGGCUAUGUGCUCAUGUACUUCUUAAGAGGAAGUCUUCCCUGGCAAGGUCUGAAGGCCGGCAACAAAAAACAAAAGUAUGAUAAGAUCAGUGAGAAGAAAUCAUCAACCCCGAUAGAGGUUCUCUGCAAAUCAUACCCAUCUGAGUUUGUAUCCUACUUCCACUACUGCCGAUCAUUACGGUUUGAGGACAAGCCAGAUUAUUCAUAUUUAAAGAGGCUUUUCCGGGACUUGUUUAUUCGAGAAGGCUAUCAGUUUGACUAUGUUUUUGACUGGACUAUAUUGAAGUAUCCUCAGAUUGGUGGCAGCUCUAGAGGGCGGCUUGGCAAUGGCAAGGCACUUAUGAAUGCAGGGCCAUCUGUACAAAAACCGGAAAAGAUCCCAGCUGGGAAAGAGAUUCGAGAGAAGUUUUCUGGUGGUGCGGAAGCAUUUUCCCGAAGGAAUCCCACAAGUCCUAGUCCUCAUGUUGAUGGCACCAAAAAUAGGAUUCUCGAGGAGGUACCAUCACGCAGGGAUGUGUAUGAUCAAGAGAAGGGACGCAGUUCCUCUCGAUAUGGAAGCACUUCAAGAAAAGCCACGAUCUCAUCGAACCGGCAGACUUCAUCUGGUGACCAUACUGACGGCCGUGCCGGCUGGCUGACAUCCGGUGCCAACCGCCCAUCUAGCACAUAUAGAACUCAAGCAUUGCAUGAGACGAAACAACCAAGUUUUACACGCAAUUCAUCUUCAAGAGCCAAUCGUGACGAAGCUCUCAGGAGCUUUGAGCUCCUUUCUAUUAGAAAGUAAAUGGGGGUAUCUUUUUUUCAAGACCUCAUGGGACAUUUUUAAAAUUCUUGAGCAGCGUAAUGCUUGGUCAAGUUUUAUCCGAUAACAAUCUCACGUUGUGAAGUUUAUUUUAUCCUGUUCAUGAGUUGGUACUAAAUCGCCAUGCAACGGUGGUCAUACCAUUUCCUAGUAUUGUUUCUGGGCCAAAUUGGUCUUUGCCGCCUCCCUGGACCUUUUUCCAGGCAAUGUGCCAGUCUUGGUUGUUACUACGAAAUUCAUGUAUUCAAUCCAGUUCUAUCAAAUUCCAUCA
Molecule: messenger RNA, 2191 nt
Organism: Neltuma alba
Lineage: Eukaryota; Viridiplantae; Streptophyta; Magnoliopsida; Fabales; Fabaceae
Product: casein kinase 1-like protein 6
Exons: 15
Coding region: 523-1902 (459 amino acids)
Biological process (GO): protein phosphorylation
Molecular function (GO): protein kinase activity; ATP binding
Source: RefSeq, a predicted model, not a curated record